GAUAAUGCGUGAUGUAUCUGAUGCAGCUGUUACGAAGAAGAAAAGUAGGCCAAGAGGUCCUACAAAAGGGAUACGUUCCAAACCCGGCAUUCAGAGAGUUCUUGCUUGGGAUGAGUGGAUACGUCCGAUUGGGCGCUAUGCUAGUGAGUACAAGAUUUAUUGUGGGGAGAUCAGUAGAAGCAAAGUGUCUAUCUUGUACGACACUUGGGAUGAUGUUCCAGAAGGCACCAAAAACACUUUGUGGGAAGAUGCUAAAAGAGAGUUUGGGAUAGAAGAGGAUGUGUUGAAGAAACGAGAUGUCUUGACUACAUGUGAUAAACGGUGGAGAGAUUUCAAGUCAAGAUUGGUGACUAGAUGGAUCACUAAAACGAGGAAGGUGGCUAACGAUGAUAGGCAGCCAUACGUGAUGUAUCCUUACAUCACGCGAGAGAUAUGGGACCAGUUUGUAAAAAAAUGUAGCACUAAGGAGUUCCAGGCUAAAAGUGCAAAAGCAAGAAUCUCUCAGGCUGCUAACAAGCAUCCUCAUUUUUUGGGCCAAAAAUCAUAUGCGGAGAUGAUUCCCAUUUGGCAAAGCAGAGGGUAUAUCCCUUCUGCUACAGCAUCAUCUGUUGACUCUUCUACAUCAUCAUUGACUACCUCCUUGCCGGAUCGAACAUUGCCUUGGCUUCUUGCGAGAUCGAAAAAAGAUAAGGAUGGAAAAUUAUUCUUUCCUAAUGAAGAAACACAAAAGAUAAAAGAGUCCAUUGAUGAUUGGAAAAAGAAAGAAGCUGAAGGAGAGUUUGUUCCAGGUCGGAUGGAUGAUGCUCUUUCACGUGCUCUGCAGAGGAAAGACUGACCUGGGCGUGUGCUAACAGCUGGGCGUAGCAUUGGGAUUACAUCUGUUUGGGGAGAUCCUGAUCGGAGGAGUAGUGCCUCCAAGGAU
This is a messenger RNA of Beta vulgaris subsp. vulgaris (sugar beet), 922 nucleotides long. RefSeq lists its product as uncharacterized. The record is from RefSeq and is a predicted model, not a curated record. The transcript is spliced from 4 exons. Lineage: Eukaryota; Viridiplantae; Streptophyta; Magnoliopsida; Caryophyllales; Amaranthaceae. Bases 5 to 835 code for a protein of 276 amino acids.